CAACAAACAAAAAUCUUUUAACCUUCAAAUUUUGGCCAUCCAUCCAUCAUGGUCACAAAAAUUAUUAUUAUGCUACCAAAAUCAAUUCAACUUCUCCAUGUGUUUGUGGUUGUGGUUGUGCUUUCACUAUUAUUAUUAAACUACAUACCUGUUCUUGGACUCUCCUCAGGAGGAGUUGAAGCUGCUAAUAAAAUCAGGUGCAUAGAGAGGGAGAAACAAGCUCUCCUCAAGUUUAAAGAAGCUGCUAAUAUUCUCUCUUCUUGGGGGAAUGAAGAAGAUAAGCAAGACUGUUGCAAAUGGAGGGGAGUGCAUUGCAACAACCACGGUGGUCAUGUAACCAUGCUCGAUCUUCAUGACUGGUAUUUAAGCGGUAAGAUCAGUCCUUCAUUGCUUGAAUUGCAGCAUUUGAAGUAUUUAGAUCUUAGCGGAAAUUCGUUUGAAGGGCGCAUCCUAGAGUUAAUUGCUUCCUUGAGCAGAUUACAAGUCCUCAACCUCCAUUCCAAUUACUUUGGUGGUCCGAUUCCUCAUCAGAUUGGGAACCUUUCCAACUUAAGGUAUCUUGAUCUCUCUUUUAAUCAUCUAGAAGGUCCGAUUCCUCAUCAGCUUGGGAACCUUUCCAACUUAAGGUAUCUUGAUCUCUCUUUUAAUUUUUAUCUAGAAGGUCCGAUUCCUGAUGCUUUUGGGAACAUGAUAUCCCUUGUACAUCUCAAUCUCUCUUUUAAUCAGCUAGAAGGUGGCAUUCCAAAGUCGUUCGUCAAUCUAAGUCGUUUACAAUCGUUAGAAAUGAGUUUCAACAAUUUAACAGAUGAACUUUCUGAGAUUCUUCACCAGUUAUCUCGAUCUGAGAACUCAUUACAGACUUUGAACUUAGCGGGGAAUCAACUUAGUGGUACAUUGCCUGAUUUCACAAGAUUUUCAUCCUUGAGGGAAUUGGAUCUCAGUUACAACCAAUUGAAUGGGCCUAUCCGAGAAAGUUUUGGACCACUUCCUAGUCUUGUUCACCUAGAUUUGUCUGGAAACCAAAUUACUUCGAAUUCUUUCCAAGGCAUAAUCUCUGAUGCCCACUUAUCAAACCUCUACAGUUUGCAAUAUUUGGACUUGUCUUUUAACCAACUAGUUUUGAACUUUAGCUCUGAUUGGGAUCCUCCUUUUCAACUUCGUCAAAUAAGCUUGGCAUUUUGCAAGUUGGGGCCUUAUUUCCCAAAAUGGCUUCGAAAGCAAAAUAAAAUUUCCAAUCUUGAUAUCUCUGGAGCUGGAAUUUCAGAUACUGUCCCAAGUUGGUUUUGGGAUCUAUCACCCGAGUUAAAUUUUUUAAAUCUUUCCUGCAACCAAAUCAAUGGCUUGUUACCAGAUUUAUCUUCAAAGUUUACUGAUGCUAUCGGCAUAGAUUUAAGUUCUAAUCGCUUUACAUGUCAAAUACCACCACUUCCAUCCAAUUUAACAUUUUUGAAUCUCUCCAAAAACAUGUUUUCGGGGUCAAUUUCUUUCUUAUGUGCAAUUUCUAGCACUGCAGCUUUCUCCCAUCUUGACCUCUCAAGCAACCUAUUAUCAGGAAGACUUCCAAAUUGUUGGGAACAUUUGAAAGCACUUGCAUUUAUCAAUUUGGACAACAAUAAUUUUUCUGGAGCACUUCCUAGCUCAAUAGGUUCCCUAAAUGCCAUUGAAGCAUUGCAGUUGCGCAACAAUAGUUUCUCUGGGAGAUUGCCAAAUUCUUUGAAUAAAUGCGUACAGUUGAAAAUUAUUGACUUGGCGCAAAACAGAUUCACAGGAAAAAUACAAGCAUGGAUAGGGAUACGUCUCACAAGGUUAAUCGUUCUUAGUCUACGAUCCAACAAAUUCUAUGGAAGCAUACCUCAAGAUAUCUGCUACCUUAACUAUAUUCAAGUUUUGGACCUCUCUCAAAAUGAUUUAUCAGGAAAACUACCACAAUGUUUCAGCAAUUUUUCUGCUUUGGUUCAAAGUAAUAGUCCGAAAGGAACUACUAUUUUCAAAUACACUGUAUAUGAAGGUGUUACGAAUGUCUCAGAUUUCCUAUACUAUGAGAGUAAUGCAUUGGUUCAAUGGAAAGGACAAGAGAGGGAGUACGGAAAACAACUGGGACUACUUAAAAUGAUUGACCUUUCUAGCAACAAAUUGACUGGAAAAAUUCCUCAGCAAGUUGCGAGUCUUACAGAGUUGGUUUCCUUGAACCUGUCAAGAAACAAUUUGGCUGGAAGAAUCAUCCAAGAGAUUGGUCAGAUGAAGAUGUUGGAAACUCUUGACCUAUCUGCAAAUAGACUUUCUGGUGAGAUUCCUACAAGCCUUGCUGAUUUAACUUUUCUUGAUGUAUUGAACUUGUCAAAUAACAACUUGUCGGGAAAAAUUCCAUCAAGCACUCAAUUGCAAAGCUUUGAUGCCUCUGCAUAUUCCGAGAAUCCAAAACUCUGUGGGCGUCCCCUACCCAGUAAGUGUCCAGGAGAGGAAACGAUUGUGGAACCUCCAAUUUCUACUAAAGGGAUUCAAGAAGAUGAGGACAGAUUUAUUACCUCAGGAUUUUAUGUUAGCAUGGGGAUUGGUUUCACCCUUGGAUUUUGGGGAGUUUUUGGCACUAUGCUUUGUAACAGUCCAUUUAGAUAUGCCUACUUCAAAUUCUUGGACCGCAUACAAAAUUGGUUCUAUGUGACUGCAGUAUUGAAUAUGGCUAGACUACAAAGGAAUCUUUAAGGAAAAUCGGGAAGCUGCCACACACAAGACAUGAGCUUGUGAUGGUGAGUUCGUGGUAAACGAAGUGGAGUUGCUGGUACCAUCUUUGCUUAGGCCCUCUAUUUCUUUCUCGAAGGAUGUAGCUACUUAAAUAAAUAACUCAAGUGUGUAAUUUAAUUAUUUUGGGUGUUUUGAAGGACUCCAAUCUUUUGUUUUGGAUUAUCAGUGUUGUCAAUAGUUAUGGCAUUGGCAUGGA
This is a messenger RNA of Camellia sinensis, 2938 nucleotides long. RefSeq names its product receptor-like protein EIX2. Gene Ontology annotation, molecular function: protein binding. The record is from RefSeq and is a predicted model, not a curated record. Lineage: Eukaryota; Viridiplantae; Streptophyta; Magnoliopsida; Ericales; Theaceae.